AUGGAUAGCGUCGAAGCCAAGUUUUCACAGAACCCACCUCCAAAAACCCAAAAGAUUGUCCUUGGAGUCCAGAUUUGCUCCAGAAUUUUUGCAAUUGUGACAACAAUGGCUGCAACUUUCAUUAUUUUCACUAGCAAGCAAUCGACAGAGAUUAUUGGCAUCACCUUUGAUGCUCGAUAUAGCUACUCCUCUACUUUCAAGUUUUUUGCUUUUGCACACGCUAUUGCAUGUGCCUUUUCUAUGUUGUGCCUGUUCUUUGUUUUCAUUUUAUGUCGUCCAGGCACAAACUCUGCCAACUUCUACUACUACUUGUUCUUACAUGAUUUGUUAAUGAUGUCGUUGGUUCUUGCUGGAUGUGCGGCUGCGACAGCCGAAGGGUACAUUGGACGGUAUUGGAACAACCAUGCGGGAUGGCCUCGAAUUUGUGAUCAGUUUGGUAAAUUCUGUAACAAAAUUACAAGUGCAGUGAUGCUCUCUUACCUGGCUCUCGUUUUCUUACUCAUGCUUACUAUCCUCCAUGCUACUAAGUCUACACAGAUUCAGCUUUAG
Molecule: messenger RNA, 549 nt
Organism: Juglans microcarpa x Juglans regia
Lineage: Eukaryota; Viridiplantae; Streptophyta; Magnoliopsida; Fagales; Juglandaceae
Product: CASP-like protein 1F1
Exons: 3
Coding region: 1-549 (182 amino acids)
Source: RefSeq, a predicted model, not a curated record